AAAAAAGAUGCCAUUCACUAGUGCGGAGCUCGUGGAGCGUUUUCCAGCCGGGUCGCAUGACGAAGUCCGCUUUCUCAAGGCCAUCAAGGAUGCUCAAGUAUUUUAUGGUGGCAAAUUAUCCGGUCAUGAGAUCGAAAUCGCGUUUGUCCGAAAAGCUGUCCCAGAUGCACUGGAACACGUGUCGGAUGAGGCGGUGCGGAACGCUUUUAGAGGUAAGAGGAUUUUUUUCUACUUCUAUUUUGGUUUUCUUUGCAUUUUCUUUUCACAUUAACUGCCUGCUAGAAGUUCCUAGGCGGAUCUUUCUUUUUGACUUAUAUGCAAUUAGUUUGAUUUCUACGACGUCUACGCGAAGGUCCACAGCAUGCUUUCACCUUGAGCAUCAUAUACAAAUCCCAAAUCUCCUCCAGCUUCUCCUAUUCCACUUCCUUCAUUCCUUUCCUCAUUCGUUCCUAUACAACAACAACUACAACAUCAACUACCUCAUCCCGCCUACUGCAGAUCUCGGCGUCCUCAAGUCUUCUAUGACAGAGAGCGAAGAUUUCCGCAAGGAUUUCGAUCGAGCAGCAGUGGCCGUACAACGCAAACUGGGUCCUUUGAAUGGCACUAAACGAGAGUUGCUCUCUGUCCGCCAAGGAUUCCCUGACAGACUCAGAGAAUGGACCGAUGUUAACAUUCUGCAGGAAUUGGCCCAAGUGCCGGAUCUAGAUAGCAAGGGCAUAGUGAAGAAGCUGUUUGCGGUUGCGGCGAAAGAGAUAUCAGAGAAAGAGAUGGGGGAUGAGAUGCAUUAUGUUGGUGAUCUGGAAAGACGAUGUCUCUAGGUGAAUUCAAGUUCAACUUCAAGAACUUCAGGUUCGUCAAAAUCUUCGAGAUUAGAAGACGAAGGUCUUGAAUCCUUGUCGUUGUCCCACUCCACCUGGUGCUGUUUCUCAAUUGUCCUUUUCCCGCGCUCUAAUCACUAAGGGUACAGCUUGCCAGAGGUUUCUUCCUCGAUGGUUUGGAAUUGUGGACGGAAGCCGAGAUCCUGCAAGCUCUGGACCAAGAAAUGGCGAUGGAGAUGAGUAUAUCUGGCUCGUAUAUUUGGUGUUGUGCGAUUUGAAUUUAUGAGCAUCGUGAACAUGAUUCAUUUGUGCCGAUCGAUCACUCAACGUCAACCUACCUACCAUUUUUAUAGAAAUUUCUUGUCGUGUCUUCAAGGUCAGGAAGCAUGUGCCUUUCUUUCAAGUAACAUUAACCUCGAUCACCGAUCCACCCAUGAUCUUCAGGUUUCGAGCCCGUGAGUGUGGCACUAACGAAGCAUCCAGUAAAGCUUGCGUCGGGUGGCAGCACGUCUAGCACGUUCUACAAAUCCGAAACCAAACUCCAAGAAGCGAAAAGACGGCAGACUGCACGUGAAAACGAGAAUGCUUUAGCGAAGAAGAAGCUUGAAGAAAGAAAAGCUAUGAAUGCGAAUCAAAAUCAGCAUAGUAGCACAUCGCUCAAAACGCGCACGGGAACAACAUCACAAGGGAACAAAGCGGGCAAGAACCUCAAGAAGACAUCGUCUUCACCGGAUUCGGGACAUCAUCGGACAAUGGGACCGCCGCCUUUCCUUGAACGACCAUUAACGAAAGCAGAACUGCUGAAGAAGCUAGAUAAGGAAGAAGAAGAGAGGCUGUGGAAUUUUGACAUAGUAAACAGAUACGAUGCAAACCAAUGGAAUGGACCUGGGACCAGUGCGGAUAAGCUGGAUUUGCUUUUAUGGAAAAACAAAGAUCCCAAUCCGAUGAUUGCCACUCAUAUGUCAGUAUUAUCCGCAAUUGGGUUGUCCCCAUCGAUUUGGGAAAUCAACUAGAGCAACAAUUUCGUUCCAAAGUAAGUAACAUAUUUAUAGAAAAACAAAAACCUUAACAUACUGGAGAUGGAGAACCCUUCCCAUAAGCGAUGACCUUCUAAUUCGCGCACCUCAGCCACGUCUCAUGAAGGACGGCGUGGACUACACAGCUCAAGAAUCCCAAGCACGGCAGAAGUGUCACGCCAGCAUCAACGAGUGGGUGGCAAUACGCGCGCCGCCUAACGUUGAAGAAGCACCCCUUCAUAACUUGAGUUUGUCUAGAGAGUUGUUACAGACACAGGAGUUUAUCGAGGGGAAUGCAGAUCAUCAUGAUGGUAACCGUAACGACGACCGCAAUCAGCUGCAUGAUCAAGAUGAUAUCAGUAGUGAGCAGAUGCGGAGAAUACAAAAGCGAAGGGAGGACUUAUUGGCGGCGAGAGAUAGUUAAGGGCAAGGUCUGAAGUUCGGUCACAUCAGCGUCUCAUCAUGUUUUUUCCUGGGUUUUCCCUGUCUAAUAAAUCGUGUAUGUUGCGUUAGCAUUCCUAAAGUACUUCUACAAUCUACAACCUCCUCAUCCUCUAACACCCAGCUGCCACGCUCCAGAAAGAUAUCCUUGAGCAAAAGAGGGCAGCAGCUAGAAAAAUGGCUGUAUUAGGUCAGAAGCCGGACAGUCGCGCUCAUUUCAUUGACCGACGUGCCCAAGAACUUCUCGCUGGGAGACUCGGAGCAGCACAAAGUCUCGAAGGCCAAGAGCAACAGCCAAUGAAUCAACUGAGAUAUUCUAGUCCGCUGACGACUGGGAGAUCAUCUUAAGGCUUACUCUACAGUCCAUGCUCUGAAGCAUGAUUUUUUCCUCAUGACUUCUAAGAACAAAACGUCUCCGAGAUGAGCAUCUACGUACAAUAACAUUGAUAUGGGUGACCUCUAAUCAUCAGCGACAACGGGAAUGAUGAACACAAUGCCGAUAGAAGGAUCCAUUUUCCUUCAAAAUCUUGAAAAACGGCAAGCGUCUGCAACAGGAGCUGAGCCGCCGAAGCCUCCAAGGUCAGUGGAUAUGGAUGAGGAGUUGAUGCAUGUCAAAUACCAGUCUACCUUACAAGAUGAAGCUACUUUUAUGGGAUUUUCGCCACCAGAUCGGCUAACUGGCACAUUAAACACAGCGGCUUCCAGCUCAGAACAAGACGACAAGGGUAUACGAGAAAAACCACUUGCGCGUCAGUUCUUGGCUAGUUACGCUGGCAUUCUUGGGAACUCGCCUCCGCAACCAGCUAGAGACCUAGUUCGCGGAGUGCAGCAAAAUCAAAGGCGGUCUAGCGUUAGUCGACAGAGUCGUGCUAGUGUCGAAGCGUUGCGUGAUAUGAGGUCUGGUCGCGACUCAGCGGUGGUUGAAGAUGCGUUGCUUGCGGUGAGAAAGUCUGUGCAGCAAAACAUUCAGCAAGCAGCGGCGAUGAAUAGCUUAGGCAGUCCUGCUGAUGCUGGCGCAGAGGGAGUAUUGUUUUUCGGAACCACAGGCGCUCGAGAAUCAAACUCAAGGCCAAGUGCCGCUACUUCCUCUUCCAGCACCAAAAAACGUAAAAGCACGUCGAUUGUGGAACAAUUUUGGCGGCCAACAGGAGAUGCGACUGGUGACGAAGAUGAUGAACUCGGUUUUGGACUCAAUGUUGAUGGUGGCGAAAUAAAUCCUCAAAAGUCGAUAUUUGAGGAAGUAGUCUGUGUGCCUGAAGUAGUCGUUCGAGGCACAGUGGAAGAGGCGAAAAGAACAUCUAUCAAACUGUUUUUGAAUCGGGGUGCAGAAGCAGAAGUAGAACAGAAACAGAACAUCAGAAUGAGUGAGAAGAACGACCCAAGAAAGAGUACGGUUGGCACUUUUCGACAGGGUAGUACUAGAGAAACCGAUGACAAGGAAGUCAAAGAGAAGAAGAGCAUAAUAAACAGUAUCAACGGAGACAACGUGAAUAGGCGUGCUUCUGCAGCAAGUAUUGGGGGAGCAAGUGUUGCGCGAACAACUAAUACAGUAGUGCGAGGAGUAGGAGGCGUAGGAGACCCACAGCGCAAUAUUCCAGACAGUAGAGACACAGGAGUAGAGACACAGGACUUUAUCUCUUUCAACAAUGACAUUCAAGUUCAACUGCAAGUUCCUGCUCAACAACCUCGGGACCAGCGAAAGAAGUCAACCUUAUCACCACGUACGACAACUCCCUCUCCAGCGGAGAGGGGCACUUCUCCAAGGAUCACUUUUGACACAGCAGCACAGAGCAUGCGCGCUUAUUCCAUAACGAGGACAAGUGUAGAGCAUAGUGGCAAAAGAAUGCAUGCAACAGAAAGGCGAUGGACCUCGUUUGCGCCAGCUAGCAGUCUUGGUGAAGAUAGUCUUCGUGACAGCACUGAUACUAGAACAACCAAGCAAGAACAGCAUUCCGUUUAUCCUCAAGUAGAUCCUCUGCAACCCUUGGAUGACAUGUUCCUGUCUUUGGUUCCUACUUCGCCUAGUACGGUGGGAGGAAAUAGCAUGGAGGCGCUGGAGGCUCAAUUGUUUGCUGAAGAUGAGAACGAAGGAACUACUUCCAUUACUUAAGGCUUCUCCUAUUCCAUCUCCGGAAGCAUCUUGGAGACGUUUUCAAGGGGGAAAUGGAUUCGGGAUGCUGCUCAGGAUGGAUUAGGGUGAGCUCCAAACUACCGACGAAGUCUCUCUGGUUACUUUGAUAGAAAGGUUGUAUACGAUGGCGUAUAUUACGAGAACGCCGAGUACUUCCACGACGAGAGGUUUGGAGAGCGAGGAGAGGACCAGGUCGCCUGUAACUCAGGCCGAUUUCGCGACACUAGUCGGCCUUUCGAUGCGCUUUGCACUGGAAUUCGCAGCCAAAGCCGAUUCCGAUGCUAGGUCGUGGAAGAAGCGGCGCUCUUACCUGGAUCUAGUAGUAGAUUACGCGGAAAUUUUGCUAGAUGAUAACGGUCAUCCUGUGUUGCUGAAAAGAGACAACUUGCCCUUUUUCUUGGCGUACAUGAACGAAUACUUGGAUUUUUUUGGCUCUUUCUGGGCAGAAGUUGUACGUCACAAUGUUGCUGCUAGUGGAGGUCAAGGUGGACAAGACAUUUUCGAACUAUCAGAUGGCACUCUUCUGCGACGUGAUCCACAGAGUACGGUGUUUUACUACGACCCUAGUACAACUAGUAGUAAUUCGAAAAAAGAACCAAAUGCUGCCGCAAUAAAUACCGGAGAACGGCAUCUCCUAGCUCCCAUCGUUCGUGAUGACAGUAUUACACUUACAGUCAUUCAGAAUCUAGAUAGCAAUGCGCGUGGUUUUGUCCUAUUCGAAGAGUUGGCGGACUAUGUGGUGUCGAGGAGAAUGCAGGACGUAGGAGGAGUAAAAAGUAGUCCCGAACGAGGGCUAAGUAGCAGUCCGGAACGGGGGUUAAGUAGGAGUAGGAGUCCUGAGCGAGGGCAAUCGCAAUCUGCAAGUCCUGAUCCUGCUGAAAGAGGACAGAUCGAAACGAGUCCGGUAGUUCCUGGAGCUGGAAGUGACGUUGUUCAGCAGCAAUCUUCGCACGUAAAAACAGCAGAACCAGAAGCAAGAACACAAAUAGAAGAGCAGAAUCUACUCAUAGCGGAGAUCGCCACAACGCCCUUUCCCUUACCUAAUCCAAGACUUGAUGCAACUGAAGCAGGUCCUCAAGUAUCUUCUUCAAGAGCGUUAGACACUCGAACUACAACCCAAUAUAUCCCGGCUGCUCCAGCCAGAGAGGCAAGUAGUAGCAAAGAAUCAAUGUCGACGUCGAGGAUGAGCAAAAACUACAUUCUCGGAGCGUCAACACAGGAUGGACAUGGAGGGCAAUCACCUGAGGCUACCCAAUCGGGAGACCCUUCUCCACCUGCUCCAGCAACUGCGACAGAAUCAGAAGUUGGAGACUCAACAACUACUACUACAGGAGGAAGAACUACCAUCACCAGAGAUUCGACCAAUCAGAGAGCUUCUGCAGAUGCAGGAUCCGGCGUAUCGAGGAACUCUACAUCUAGCUCUCCUACCACCUCUAGGAACUCUACCUCAAAAGGUGUAAGGAGGAAGCGAAGCACGAAAAGACUAUCAUCCACUGGGGAUCUCCGGUUGGUGUCUUAUGGCGAGCAGCUAGAGGUCACCGACAAUGAGAUGGAGGCAGUAGAUAUAGGAAGCUUUUUACAACACUCCGCAUCUGAAAACGAAAAGGAAAACGAAGCUGUGCCUGUAGAUGAUCAAAAGGAAAACGGAAGUGGUGUUGUAGCUGUAGAUGAUCAAGAAAGACAAAAACAAACGCCUGUACAACUGCAAGAACUGGACGCAGAGCCACAAGCGAUGAAACAACCGACAUCACCAUCAACGCCAGGGUUCGGAAGUAGUGAGGGCGCAUUCGUGGAUAGAAGAGGCAAUGCCAGUAGUAGAACCGGAGCAGGAGAACAGCCAGCACAAGGUCCUCAAGGCGUACAAGAACAGGAAGAGCCACGUUUUUCAGGCAAAGUCACCUGGACAGAGAUCGCGGCAGCGUUACCUCACCAGAUCGAACAGCAUCAGAAUGGGGACACAUCGCUAUUUCGGUUUCUACGUGACACAGCUUCGUCCAGUCGGGAUAGCCUACAUCUCGAAAUGUCGCAUUUCCAGACGAAAACAUCUCCUUCUUCAUCUUCGACUUCCGAUAUAGUGCCUGAUCGCUUGUGGGCCUGGAUCUUGGGUCGGCAGGAUCUGCUGGAAGAUAGUAGGAAACAAGGCGAACAGUCGUCGAAUUCUUCUGGGGCUUCCACCUCUUCAUCAACAUUAACAGGCUUGGCAAAUGCCAUUCCACUUGGCAUGCAUUCCUUAGAGCAUGCUUUUGUGUAUGCGAACGAGCUUGAGCCGAAUCCUACACAAAUGUCGGAAACCUCGUUCUUCCACUUUCUCAUGUAUCUCCUGGACUUUUCACAACUUUUCGUCAUCUUCUUGGGCGAAGAAAGUAUGCACAGCAACAUCUUGAAGAAGCCCAAAUCAACAAGAACAUCUUUUUCAUCAACUUCUCCCGCCUCAGAAAACCAACUCCUAUCCCUCGACUCCGACUUCGAAGUGCGAACAAUAACUCUUGAGUUGUAUCACCAGAAGCUAGGACCACCUCUGAUCGCGUGGGGUCUGCCUGAAGAAAAGCUAGCUGUAGAUGCUCAUACAGUGGAAUUUUUCUCUAAGGGACUCGUAGAAUACCCAGACUUUGCUGAUUGGGCUAUUCGGAGGGCAGGCGAACAGGAUGUUGAGAUCCACUAAAACUAAAAGCAGUAAGUGUAGUAAGGAUGAUAUUAAGAUUAACGCUAACGCUAAGUACGUGUACGGAUAGGGAUACGUCGGAAGCUAAGACUAAGUAAGAGAAAAAAUCAAAGUGAAGAGAAAAUUAGUUGCAUCCGCUAAAGAACCAGAACAUUGAUAUCCAAGAUGAGUUUGAGUUCAUUGGUGGUAGUUGUGAACCUAGAUCAGAAUAGCUCGAGUUCUUGUGGUUGUGAGUGUUGAUUUGAAUAAUCUUCAUUUCUCUUCUUGUUCUUGAAAGUUGUAAUUUUUUUUCAUCGUCAAUUUCUUUCCUCAACUUCGCUGAACGUAUUAAGAAAGCCAACCUGUCGUUCACCGACAACAAACGUGUAUCACCACAUUGACUAAAAGGACGCCAAUGCCAUUACUCAUUGUUGGACGCUCUGGGUAGCUUAUUGCACACUCGCUUCUGAACCGAAUAAUGACGCGCACGCGAUGUCUCAUGUUGUUGAGAUUGAGUCAUGUUGUAGUUGAUCAUGUACUAUGUAGAUGUACUUGUACAUGCUACUUCGUACUACUUCUGCAUGUACAUAUAUUUAAGUAGAAUUGUAAUCACGACACCAGGUGCUAAUUGUAAUUGUCCC
Messenger RNA from Amoebophrya sp. A25, 7688 nucleotides. The record is from the annotation of a GenBank genome assembly. Lineage: Eukaryota; Dinophyceae; Syndiniales; Amoebophryaceae.